AUGGACAAGAUUAGAGAAAAGCUCAGCAACCUUAAGCUAGAGGCUGAAAGCUGGCAAGAAAAGUAUGAAGAAGUGAAGCAACAACUCAAGCAAUUGGAGCAGGAGAACACGGAAAAGGAGAACCAGAUCAAGUCUCUAACGACGAGAAACCAGCGCUUGGACGAAGAAGUCGAAAAGCUGGAAGCAGGCCUCUCGGAGCACAAGCAACUGUCGGAAGACUCGCACAACUUGCGGUCCCAUAACGAGAACUUCACCAAGAAGAACCAACAACUGGAAGAGGAAUUGGAGGAAAGCGACGCGAAAUUGAAGGAGACCACCGAAAAGUUGCGUGAGACAGACUUGCGUGCCGAACAGCUUGAACGUAAGGUCGUGUCUCUUGAACAGGAGCGUGACGACUGGGAGAAGAAACACGAAGAAUUGACGGCCAAGUACAACGAGGCUAAGCACGAGCUUGAUGAGAUCGCUGCUUCCCUUGAAAAUUUAUGA
Messenger RNA from Lachancea mirantina, 486 nucleotides. NCBI's taxonomy places the organism in Eukaryota, Fungi, Ascomycota, Saccharomycetes, Saccharomycetales, Saccharomycetaceae. The record is from the annotation of a GenBank genome assembly.